AUGCCGCCUCCUCGGACACGGCUUAGUCUCUCUAAGGAGAGGUUCCCUGCCUACUUGACCAACCUCAAGAGUCAGCCCUACCACGAUCCGAGCUCGAGUUCUAGAGGACAAACCAUCCGAUCGAUUGCCUGGAACCCUUUGGGAACCCUGGUUGCUACAGGAUCAUCGGAUAAGACCCUGCGUGUUUGGAACCCAGAGAAGCCAAAUGUACGCUUCUCGACCGACCUUAAGGGCCACUCAGCUGCCAUUGAAAGGGUUGCUUUCAACCCGGUAAAGGAUGCCGAGUUGUGCAGUGUCAGCAACGAUGGAGUCGUCAAGUUUUGGGAUGUUCGAUCCAAGACCUGCAUCAAUGAGAUCAAGGGGUUGGGAGAUGCCUUCACUCUUGUUUGGGCACCCGACGGACAGUCAUUGGUGGUUGGAAAUAAGGCGGACAACAUCUUUGUAUUGUCGCCGACCCAGCCGAUACCCAUUGCAUCACAUCAGCAACCCACUCAGACGAAUCAGAUUUCUUUCUGUUGGAGCGGCGAGAAGAUCUUCCUCACGACCGGCGAGGGUAGAACCCGGAUCUUGACGUAUCCGAAUUUCAAACCCGCUUUUCAGUUCAAUCAUGACGAUGAGUCCAAAGAGUUCACUCUAAACGGCCAUACUUCGUCUUGCCUAUCAGUUGAACUGCAGCCAACAGGACGCUAUCUUGCUACUGGUGGUUCGGACUCUAUCAUUUCUUUGUGGGAUACGACAGAUUGGAUUUGCCAGCGGACCAUUACUAGCAUGAUUGGCCCAGUACGGUCUCUCAGUUUCACGUUCGAUGGUAAUUUCUUGGUGGGAGGCAGCGACGAAGGCCCUGGGCUGGACGUUCGACAUACCGAGUCAGGAGACCAUGUUCACUCCUUAAAGACAGCUGGGCCUUGUCCGGUUGUAUCUUGGGCCCCGACGAAGUACUGUCUGGCCUACAGCGAUCUGGGCAUUCUUCGCAUUGUCGGGGUGGACGCUGAGAAGAAAUAG
Colletotrichum graminicola M1.001 is the source of this 1002-nucleotide messenger RNA. Its product is annotated as WD domain-containing protein. Gene Ontology annotation, cellular component: THO complex part of transcription export complex. The transcript has 6 exons. Gene Ontology annotation, biological process: mRNA export from nucleus. Gene Ontology annotation, molecular function: protein binding. Bases 1 to 1002 code for a protein of 333 amino acids. Lineage: Eukaryota; Fungi; Ascomycota; Sordariomycetes; Glomerellales; Glomerellaceae. The record is from RefSeq and is a predicted model, not a curated record.